Molecule: messenger RNA, 1575 nt
Organism: Serpula lacrymans var. lacrymans S7.9
Lineage: Eukaryota; Fungi; Basidiomycota; Agaricomycetes; Boletales; Serpulaceae
Exons: 5
Coding region: 71-1375 (434 amino acids)
Source: RefSeq, a predicted model, not a curated record
GUAUGCCAGACCAGUUCGCAUUUGCACUCACCCGUCGUUCCACCCGUCUCCCUUGCGGGCUUGCAUCGACAUGAUGGCCCGUCUGUUGCUUAUAACGUUUCUUUUUAUCUGUGCCAUACACACCAAUGCUAAUCCCGUCAUAAAUGUCUUCCGCAAGGUAUCCGCAACUUCUGCAGAGGGAAGCUGGCUCUGGGGUUGGGUCUGGGGAGCAGAAAGUACUGUCUCUGUCGUGGAUCGCUCCCCUUCUCUCUCUUAUCCCGCAAGGCCCGCUGCUUUUGGUCCAGAACUCGAUCUACCACUGCUGGGUUACGUUAUUCCUAUGUCAUCAUUCACGUCCCCAUGUCCAGACAACGAUUCAAAGGCAGUCUUUGAUGAAGCUUCCAACUUUGGUUGUCCCACCUUGUGCGUUUCAGGCCCACAUGAACCUGAUCCCAAGGAAUCUUGGAUUGCUUUGGUCCAGAGAGGCCAUUGUCCAUUCGUUGACAAGGUGAGGGAAGCACAACGGCUGGGUGCCAGAGCCGUUGUAGUCGGUGGUGAAGAUCCGAAAGUCAGUGGAUUCCCUGAUACUCUCGUAAAUAUGUACAGCAAAGGCGACGCAUCAGAUGUGACAAUCCCUUCAAGUUACAUCACCUAUUCGGAUUUCAAAGAACUCUCAUAUCUCAUCGAGACUUCAAAUACUUCGCACGCGGGCUUGCGAACGCUGUCACUAUUGAUCAGUACUCAAUACUCCUCGUGGGAAUGGUAUUCCCCGAUAAUUACAUUUAUCGUGAUCCUGAUUUUACCCUCCUGCUUGACAUUCAUCACCCUGCUGAUUCACCGUGUUCGGAUGGCUCGCGCAGCCGAGCGGGACCGUGCACCGCAGGACAUGGUGAAAAGCCUUCCUUGGCGAGUUUGGACAGGCACUGGGUGGGAAAAGCAUGAAGGAAUAGUUCCUCUGCCUCAGCCGUCGUCAUCAACGUCUCACACCGUAGAUCUCGAGUCAGGCUUACCAGCAGAAGCCUUGAGUGAAUCCACCAGCCAGGAUGCAAACACACCUAUUGCCAUGCCCUGGUUCGAAACUCAAAUGGAAUGCGCCAUCUGCUUGUCCGAGUUUGUCAAAGGUGACCGUGUUCGGGAAUUACCUUGCCAUCAUAUCUUCCAUCUGGACGAGGUCGACGAGUGGCUGAUAAAUCGCAAGAAACUCUGCCCUGUCUGCAAAGCAGAUGUGACGCAGCCAUGGAAUCCCAAUAAACCCUUCCCUCGGGCCGAAGACGAGGGAAACGAAGAAGAAGACGAAGAAGAAGAGAACCUGCGACAUUCUGAUAGACCAGCUUCCAUCGCAACCGAACGCACACCUCUCCUCUACAACCAUGUCCAACCUCACGAAGAUUCAUGACAACCAGGAAAGUUAACGUUGUAUUAUUUGUAGUGUAAGAAGGUCCGCGGAUUUCUUCAAGUUGUGUCGCUUGUUGCGUGAAGUUUUGGGUUUUGAUACAGCUUGAUCUUUUUAUACCGAAAUUUGUGGUUUCAAUACUGUAAUGCUCUUUGCGUGUAGGUUGUUGCUGACAGAAAUUCAAUCCCGCUGACAUCCCCCUU